This is a messenger RNA of Brassica oleracea var. oleracea, 1924 nucleotides long. RefSeq names its product pentatricopeptide repeat-containing protein At1g52640, mitochondrial. The coding region runs from base 10 to 1611 and encodes 533 amino acids. Gene Ontology annotation, molecular function: protein binding. Lineage: Eukaryota; Viridiplantae; Streptophyta; Magnoliopsida; Brassicales; Brassicaceae. The record is from RefSeq and is a predicted model, not a curated record. The transcript has a single exon.
ACAACAAACAUGGCGAUUCGAACAUUUUCUUCUCUUGUCCGCGCCACUCUUCACCAACCCCCUAAACCCAAUUCAUUACGCUUCUUCUUCUCCACUCUCCCACACGACCCACCACCACCACCACCACCACCACCACCACCACCAGAGCUAGUAAACGAAAUCUCCCGCGUUUUAAGCGAUCACCGUAACCCCAAAGACGACCUCGAACACACCCUCACUGUCUACUCUCCCAAACUCUCCUCGAACCUAAUCGAACAAGUCUUGAAACGCUGCAAAAACCUCGGCUUCCCCGCCCACAGAUUCUUCCUCUGGGCGAGACGAGUCCCGGGUUUCGAACCCAGCUCGGAAAGUUACCACAUUUUGGUCGAGAUUCUCGGCAGCAGCAAGCAGUUCGCUUUGCUUUGGGACUUUUUGAUCAAGGCGGGAGAGUAUAACUACUUUGAGAUCGGUCCUAAAGUGUUUUGGAUCGUCUUUAGAGCUUAUAGCAGAGCUAACUUACCCAGUGAGGCGAUUCGAGCUUUUAAUCGAAUGGUUGAGUUUGGGGUUAAGCCUAGUUUUGAUGAUCUUGACCAGCUUCUACAUUCGCUUUGCGAUCGAAAGCAUGUCGAACAAGCGCAGGAGGUUUUCGACAAGGCGAAACACUGUUACGGGUUCGCGCCGAGCGCGAAGACGUAUAGCAUUUUAGUGAGAGGUUGGGCGAGAGUGAGAGACGCGUCGGGUGCACGCAAGGUGUUCGAUGAAAUGCUCGAUAGAAACUGCCAAGUUGAUUUGCUUGCGUACAACGCUCUUUUAGACGCGCUGUGCAAGUCCGGGGAUGUCGACGGAGCGUAUAAGAUGUUUCAAGAAAUGGGUAAGGUCGGGCUCGAGCCGGACGCGUACAGCUACGCUAUUUUCAUCCACGCGUACUGCGACGCGGACGAUGUUCAUUCAGCUUAUAAGGUUCUCGAUCGAAUGAAACGGUACGAGCUUGUACCCAAUGUGUACACGUACAACCAUAUUAUAAAGACGCUAUGCAAGAAGGAGAAGAUUGAUGAUGCUUAUUUAAUGUUGGAUGAGAUGGUUCAGAGAGGAGCUGAUCCGGACACUUGGACUUACAAUUCGAUAAUGGCAUACCACUGCGACCACUGCGAGGUGAACCGAGCGACGAAUCUGAUCUCUAGAAUGGACAGAACAAAGUGUUUGCCAGAUAGGCACACUUACAACAUGGUUCUCAAGCUGCUGAUAAGGAUUGGAAGGUUCGACCGCGCCACGGAGAUGUGGGAAGGGAUGAGCGAGAGGAAGUUUUAUCCGGCGGUUGCUACUUAUACCGUGAUGAUCCAUGGGCUGGUGAGGAAGAAAGGGAAGCUGGAGGAAGCUUGUAGGUACUUUGAGAUGAUGGUUGAUGAUGGGAUUCCGCCGUAUUCUACGACGGUUGAGAUGUUGAGGAACAGGCUUGUGGGAUGGGGGCAGAUGGAUGUUGUGGAUGUUUUGGCAGGGAAGAUGGAGAGGAGCAGUUCUUGUAAGGUUAGAGAAAUGGCGGUUGAGAUGAGAGGGAGGAGGAGGAGAGUUGGACGUAGAAGUGAAGGAAGCGAAGAUGAGGACUCUGAGCUUGAAAGAGAAACAUAUGAAUAAUAAAAGUUAAAGAGAUUUGGAUAGGCUAAGGGAGUAGCUUGGAUUGAUCAACGGUGAGGAACGUUUUCUGAAAACAAAGACAAGAGACUCUGAGCUUAUGGGAGAAACAUGGCGAGAAAUGUUGCCUAAAGACUAGACUCUGUUGUUUUAGAGACAAGAGACUCGACUCUCACCGUGGUUCAUGUAACAGUAGCAGUAUAUCUUCUAGAAUGGUGUUAUUUUUGUCUGUAAUUUCUCCAUAUUCGACCAUCCUUGUAACGGUUUCUCUUUGGAUCAUAAUAUUUAAAGGCUCGCCUCUUGUUUUGACCAUAAA